AUGUUCCGAUCUCUGUGCUACAACGUACGACUGACCGAGCUACCAGACACUUUCAUCGGCUUGAACGGUCUUCGCGUUCUAAGCAUCGUUGGGCUCAUCCUCGUCUUUGCGAGCAACGUCGUCACGCUAUCUCACGACAUUCAAGCCGUCAACCACUUCCAAAGUGGCAAAGCCUCGCCAAGCUCUGCAGCGAAUGCCACUAUCGUCGGCACAACUUCGACCGAUUACAUCCCUAACAGCACGGUCGCUGAUCAACCUCUCGGCGUCUUCUGGGCUGUUCUCAACCGCCUGUUGCUUAUCUUCCAAGUCGUCAUCCUUCUUUUGUCCGAGAUUGGCUGGCCUGCGGUCUUCUUCAACCGCUUUUUCCCCAUCCUCGGGGAAGAUUUCGGCCUAGGCGCACUCGGAAUCAUUCAAUGCCUAGUGGGAUCAGCGAUCCUCUCUCAUCAUGUGGACGACUUCAGUCUCGUGGCGGCGUUUUUCCUCUUCGCGAUCGGUUGCCUGAACAUGCUCGUCGGCCUGAUUUUCCGCCAGUCUGCCAAGUCUAAGCGUUCCAUUACGUCCUGGCGCGAACAUGCCAAGAAUGCGCUGCCUACGCACGUCGCGGGCGUUGACAUCCGCCCCGUCGCGGCUGCUGCUCCGCAUGUCGUGAACAUGUUCACCGGCAGCAGCGAGAAGUCUGCCAAACAGGACGCCCAGUCCGGUCAGGGCUUUGGAAUCAAGGGAGAGCGGGCUGCUGGUCUCAAAGGAUUCCUCAUCUCACGGCCGUUAGAAUCUCUGCCCCGUUACGCAUCGACUCGUCCUGGUGCCUCGACCUGAUCAUAUGUAAUAGUGUCUUGCAAAUUUUGAUAAUCCAGCCAAAA
This is a messenger RNA of Mycena citricolor, 860 nucleotides long. Lineage: Eukaryota; Fungi; Basidiomycota; Agaricomycetes; Agaricales; Mycenaceae. The record is from the annotation of a GenBank genome assembly.